Molecule: messenger RNA, 425 nt
Organism: Maylandia zebra (zebra mbuna)
Lineage: Eukaryota; Metazoa; Chordata; Actinopteri; Cichliformes; Cichlidae
Source: RefSeq, a predicted model, not a curated record
UGGCCUUGUCUUGACCGUGGUAACUAAUCCAAGCGGCUGAGACGAGCGCAGCAGUAGGUCGCGACGUCCAGGACUGAGCCGAGGUUUGCGAGCGGGACCGGGACAGACACGCGGAGGCUGCGCUGCUUGCAGGACUUCCGCCCACAGGACCUCCCGGCUGCGCUUUCAUUUCUUUCCCCGGCGCGACAAGUGGCUCUUUGGGACUCGGAGGGAUUCGUGGAGACUGUUUACCGAGCGAGCUUCCAGUUCCCGAGUCGAUCACCUCGGCAUGGCUUCAACGACCUGCACCAGGUUUACCGACGAGUACCAGCUGUACGAGGAGCUGGGGAAGGGGGCCUUCUCUGUGGUGAGGCGGUGCAUGAAGAUCUCCACGGGGCAGGAGUAUGCUGCAAAGAUAAUCAACACCAAGAAGUUGUCUGCUAGAG